This is a messenger RNA of Aplysia californica (California sea hare), 312 nucleotides long. Its product is annotated as ryanodine receptor. Gene Ontology annotation, cellular component: smooth endoplasmic reticulum; calcium channel complex; Z disc. NCBI's taxonomy places the organism in Eukaryota, Metazoa, Mollusca, Gastropoda, Aplysiida, Aplysiidae. Gene Ontology annotation, biological process: calcium ion transport. The record is from RefSeq and is a predicted model, not a curated record. Gene Ontology annotation, molecular function: ryanodine-sensitive calcium-release channel activity.
GCGGCAGCCUCCGAAUCGGACAUGGCCCUGGCUUUGAACCGCUACCUUUGCACGUCUGUGCUGCCUCUACUGCUGAAACACUCGCACUUCUUCCGCGAGUCGGAGCACAUGUCUGUGCUGCUGGAGACCAUGCUACAGACCUGCUACAGGCUCUCCAAGUGCCGCACACUCACCAAAGGCCAGCAGGAGAUGACCUCGGACUUCCUGGUCGCUUUCACACAGGAGCUGCGUCUUCCGCUGAUGACCAACCUGCUGCGGAAGCUGACCGUGGACGUGCCGGCACUGUCGGAGCACGCUGUGGUGCCGCUCAGG